Uloborus diversus is the source of this 6545-nucleotide messenger RNA. RefSeq lists its product as uncharacterized. NCBI's taxonomy places the organism in Eukaryota, Metazoa, Arthropoda, Arachnida, Araneae, Uloboridae. The record is from RefSeq and is a predicted model, not a curated record. Gene Ontology annotation, biological process: positive regulation of transcription by RNA polymerase II. Gene Ontology annotation, molecular function: RNA binding; transcription factor binding. Gene Ontology annotation, cellular component: nucleus.
GUGUUUUUUUCUGCAAAAAAGUUAAUUUAUUCCAUGUUAUUAUUUAGCAUGAAUGAAUUCAAAUGCUAAAUAACAAAAAUGAUAAAAUUGUGAAAUGCAGGAUAACUUCUCAAGCAUUCCUGAUGAUUUGCCAUUAUCAAAUAACUUUGGUUGUUAUAAUGAUUCAAUGCUUGGAAAUAUUAAUGCAAUAAUUCAUCAUGCUGAUGAAAAUGAAAUUCAGCGUGAAUUAGGUUUUUAUCUACUAGAUGAAAGUGUAUUGGAUCCUAUAAUUAACUUAGAUGCUUCAGAUCCACCUUCAAAUUCAGAUGAAACUGUGAACAUUCCUAGGGAAUUAUUAGAAAAUGCAACACAUUCUAAUAGUUUGUUUGAAGUUGCAAGUAUUGAUAAAAGAAAGAAAUCGACUAAGAAAACAAAGAGAAAAUCGAAAACAUUCAAAGGUGAAACAGAAAUUUUCAACCUGGAGAAGAGCUUUAAAAAGGAAAGGAGGUACAUCAGUCAAGCAACAGUCACAGCUUCCACAGAUACUUCUAAAUUAAAAUCUGAUAAAGUGGAGCCUAUUCCUAAACUAAUAAUUAAGUUGACUCCUAGACCAACUGUGCCCGAUACAUCCAACAGUUAUUUUGCUCCUACUAUUGCAGAUAAAGUGAAAAUGGGGCGAAGACGACAAACCAACAAAUUAACUGAUUAUGAGUUUUCUAGCAUGCUUCAAACCUUUGAAAAAACACAAAAAAAGUCCAGGAAACGUCAAAAGAGCCCAUUAAGCUCUGUUAAUGAUAAAAUAUCUUCCUCAAAGUGUGUUGAACAAAGCAAUUGUUUUAAAAUGACAAAUGUUGAGGAAAGUCAAUCAUCUUGCCAGGAAAGGAAUAUUGGAAACCAAUCAAAUUCAAUGUUGUCUAUCUCUUCGCAAAGCUCAAAUGUUGCUGUAAAUGAAGUUGCCAGUGACUCACUUAUCCGUUGCUCUUACAACAAUCAAUCAAGUUAUGGGGAAAACCCUCUUAAUGUAGAAAAACCCAUUUCAGAAACUGGCAAAUUGAUAAAUACAGUGAAGAAUGUUGGUGUCAGUCAGAAUUUGGGAAAAGUACUUAUCAAAAAAGAGAUAAAUGUUCCAGAAAAUAAUAAACAAAGGCAUAUAAAAAAAGAAAAUAAUGAAUUGGAAGCAUUUGAAAAUUUUUCAGUUGAAAGUUGUAUUGAAAUUGUUAAAGAAGAACCGUUAUAUGAAGAAAGCGACUUAUUUACUGAACUCUUUGAUCCAGAUGUCAAUAAUUUUUUCGCUAAUGAAAGUGUUCUUACAGAUGAACUAGAAAAAGCAAUUUUUGAUGAAGAGCAUAACCGAGCAACUAUGAAUGGGUUUGAUCUUGAGAAAAGUAAUACAAUUUUUCAUUCUGAUCUAUUUGAUAAUCAAAUUCCUCCUAAGAGCAAUUGUAAAAAAGUUAUUAAUAAUGUUAGUUAUGAGAGAACUAACUUGAAUUUGUCUGAAGAAAACAGCAAGUGUCUGAAAACAGAUUGUUAUGUUUCAAACAAUCUGCCUUCUGCUGAAACACCGUGCAAAUCAAAAAUUUCACAUGAAAUUAGUUUGUCAAGUCCUCCUAUUACCUCCAAAGUUGUGUUGGAAAGUAUUGAAGUUUCGACUCCAGAACUGGAACUAGAAUUGCAUGAACAUGAUAGUCCAGAUAGUAGAUAUCCUCUUCCUGUAGAUUCUCAACAAGUGCCAUAUUCAAGUGAAGUUUUUGAUGUAACUCAAGUACUAAAUGAAAAAAGUUUUAAAGCAAACAAUGUCUUGAAAAAGGAAAACUUUCAUCCUGGAGAAAUUCAUUCCUAUGAUACAGUUUCCCCGUUACAUCCAAAUAUAUCUCGUAGAAGAAAAUUGAGCAGUAGUAGUAGCUCUUGUAGCCAGUCUUCUUACAGUUGUUACAGCAGUAGUGAAUUGCCAAAUUCAUCUUCAUCACCAAAUUCAUGUUUUUCUCCCGGAAAAAGGCAGAGGAGAAAUUCAAGAUCACUUUGUAACUAUGACAAAAAGCAUUCAUCUAGGCAUUUUAGAGCUGAUGCCGUUUCAUGUACAAAUUACGAAAACCACGUUGGAAGUCCUAAAAAUUCUCCCCAAUGUCCGCUUGAUAAUCAAGACAAUUUUCGAUGUAGGAAUGUGUCUGGUAGCAGCUCAAGCAGUCAAAGUAGUUCCCCAACUGUUAGGGAUCAUAAUCAUUAUAGGUCACUGUCCAAGUCUUUCAGUCGGGACAAAACAGGCAAUUCUCGCUCUCGCUCAAGAAGCCCUAGUCAUUCAGAAAAAUACAGAUCUAGUUCAAAGUGGAAAAGCUCAUCAAGCUCAAAUACUCACAGAUAUCAAAUUGACCAAAGGGAGAACUUUGAAGCUAUUGAAGAAAGGCGUGUGCUCUAUGUUGGUGAUAUUCCGCCUGGUUACACUGUUAAAAUGUUAACAGAAAGAUUUAGUCGCUUUGGUCCUAUAGAAGAUGUUCAGAUAAAAUCAAAAAUUACUAAUUGUGUGCAAAAAAUAUUUGGAUUUGUGACCUUUAAACGGAAAGCUGAUGCAUUUCAAGCAAUUGAAAGGGGUAAUGAUAAUCCACUUGCUCCCAAGUUUGAUUUAAACUUUGGUGGAAGACGUCGCUUUUGCAACGGAGAUUAUACUGAUUUGGAUGGAAAAGUUGCUGAAGUGGAAGGUGGAUGGUAUGAUUAUAAACCUAAGCCUGCAGCCAAAGAUGACGAUGAUGUUUUUGCUAAAUUAUUAGCAAAAGAAAAGGCACGUCAAGAAUCUAUAAAGAAAAAGAAAUAGCAUUAAUGUUUAAUCUCUGGAGAUAAAUAAUGCAUUGAAGUGUAAUGAAAUAUUUUUAAGGACUUAUGUUUGUUUCCUUAAAAUUUUUCCUGAGUUGUUUUAAAAUUACCUUAAAUACCUGUAAUUUUUUAUGCAAAUACUUUUAUAUGAGGAAAAAAUCAAAUAUUAUAAUUUUUAUUGCAAUUUUGCCGUACAUCUAUUCACUUAAAUACGAAUCACUACCAUAUGCUGAAGCAUUGGUUGGAAAUCUCUUUAUUACUUUUUACUUAGUGAAUAAUUCAAUUGUGAAAUUUAAUUUUGCAUCUUAAUGUGUGCAUCAAAAAAUAAUAUUUUUGAAAACUUUUUUUAAUUUUUUAAUAUUUAACAUUAUGAUAUUUCUGCUUGUUUUCAAUUUUUGGUGAACUAAAUUCAAAACAUUUGCUAACUUUUAAUGCUAAAAUUAUUGAGCAUUGUGACAUAAUUCCUGUUCAUAUUGUCCAUUUUUGUACAGUUGAUGUAUUUUAUUUAGGAUAUAUUUUGUGUAAAAAAUUUAUUUUUACUGUGUAUAGAUUGUUUUAUGGAUAAUGUUUUUAACACUAAAAUUUACCUAUUUGAAAAAUUCUGCAUGUUGUUAAAAUUAACUCGUAUUUAAUUUAUUUUUGUUUAUUAGUGUUUUAUUUGACAGAAAUUUUAUUUUUUUUAUGGAAUGAAAAACCGGUUUCUCAAGUUCAUCCUAGAUUAUUUGUUAAGAAAAAAUUCUUUACUUCUAUUUAUUUAUCUUUUCCCCCAUAGGGGGAUAAAACUAUAAUAAGGUGCUUUAUUAUUUUUUCUUUUUUUAAGGAGUUAUGUACAAGACACUUUUUGUUCUUAAUUGAAUAACUGAAUAUUUGCUUGUCAUUGGCUUGAUCUUUCACCUCUAAAUAUUUUUAGUAACAAUGUCAAAUGAUUCAGAUAACUUUUUUUAAAAUAACAUUUUGGAAUUUCACAGUACAAUCAACCCUUGAUAUCUCUUAUCUCCUUAUCUCAAAACCCUUGAUGUCUCAAAAAAAAAAAAAAAAAAAUCCCCUGUAUUUUCCAUAGUUAUCUUGAAAUUUAUUUUUCAAAACCCUUGAUAUGUCCAAAUUUUUGAACAGAAACAAAUUUCAAUAUUUGUUUUUCUUUGGAAUUUUUUUUAUUGUAAAACCAGUUCCAGAGAUAAUUGCUUAACGUUUUUCAUCCCUUUUCUUAAAAAUUUUGAGAAUAGGGUAUUGGGCUAGAAUAAUAGGAAAGUGUGGGUAUGAGGACAGUGCUGUAGUUAUUUUUACCUCAGAAUUUUCCCCAGGGUUUAAUCUUUAUGCAUUCCUUUCGAGCAUGUUGUCCACUUUGAGGAUAGAUGUCGAUUUUUUGUCUGUUUUCAAGCAAAAACGGAAAAUGCGUUCCUCAUUUUCAUCAUUCUGCUUUUUUAACUCCUACAAAAUGGAAGAAAACCUUUUUGGCUGUGGAGAGCUACUGGUUGAAGAUAAAAUUAGAAUUUUUAGGUGAAAAAACAAAGUUGAAUUUGUUGUUCAUUUCAAAAUCUCAUCCUGUGGUCUUUCGACAAUUAUAAAAUUUCAAAUCUUGUAAAAUUUUAAAACCUAACUUAUUGAUCAUAAUUUGAAGUGUAUAGCAUACAUGUAUUGUGAGAAUUACUAGUGUAAUUUUUUUCAAAACCUUGAUAACUUGACAUCUCAGAUUUUUUUCCCGUCCCGAGAGAUUCAAGAUAUUGAGUUUGUACUGUAUUUCAAAAUGACUGGAAUUUAUCUAAAUUUUCUCCUUGUUUUUUUAAGCAAGAUUAACAUUAAUCCUCAGUAUAAAUCAAAAUAUGUGACCUUGUGACAGAGUACAUUAACUUGAUAAAAUUAAAAGUGUACCUUUUGUGAUAACUGAACGUUAAAAAGCUUUUCUUUUUACUAGGUUAUGUGUUCAAACAAUUAUUCUUUUUUUUUUAAUUGUCAUUUUUAGCAGUUUGUUUAACCAUUAAUAAUAUAAAAAGCAUUCAACAAUAUUUGUAAGUGCAUGAAUUACAAAUACUUGUUUUACAGUUGCAAGGAGUUCUUCUGUGCAAAGAAAUGAGCUUAUAGAUAAAAAGAUGUCUGACAGAAAUCGCAAAACCAUGCUAUUUGAAUUAGUGCAUUUAAAAUAUUAUUUUAUGUUUUAAACUUUUUGCACAAAUGAGUACAAUUACAAUAACAUUGUAAUUGUACUCAUAGUAUUUUUUUUUUAUUUAUACUUAAAUAUUUCUGGCAUAUUUAUGUAUUUUAUUACCUGGAAUUGCAUCUUAACAAACACUUUGGGAUGAAUUAGUUAUUUUGCAUAACCUAUGUAUGCAAGUCUUUCAUCAGUAUUGAAAUGGUCUCUAAUCAAAAGUUUAAUCUACAUAUUAAAGUAAUAAUAUUUUGUAGUACAGCUUUCCAUCUAAUAUGAAUUUGUAUUGUUUUGAUUCAAUAACAUGAAAGAUUAAUGUAAAAGAUGUUGCAAUAAAAGCUAUCAAGAUUUUUACUUACAUUCAAGGUUUUAAUUUUGAUGUAUUAAAGUUUUUCUUUUUUUUCAUACCUUGCUACAUGUUUAAUAUGCGAGUUUAAAAUCCUCAAUGUAAUUAAUGCAUUAUCGUUUGUUGUAUAGUUAAUUCAUAGUUCCUAUGUGUAUUUAACAUAUCAUGUAACAUAAAUGUAAGGAAAAAAGAUUCAUAUUGUAUGUUGUGCAUUGAACCUAAUUUUAUAUUGAAUUUCUCUAAAAAGUGCCUGAUGUACAUAAUGAUACCUUUUGUUAGUAGAAAAUCAUGAUAUUCAUUAAACAUAAGCAAAAAUGUUUCAUGCAAAGAAGAAACAAAAUAUCCAUUAAUUCCAAGAUUUUUCAUGUUUAGCCGUGAUUUUGACUUUUUUUUCUUUUUUCAAGGGAAAAAAUAUAGUUAUGUCAUUGUAAUAAUGUAUAUAGCAGGGGUGAAUUAGUCAGGAUUGCUCAAUCUUACUGUUCUGUUACUGCUUAAUAGAUUACCCUGAGAAAUACAUUACCCUUUCGUAUAAAAUUAGUCAUGGUGUGGGAGUCAACUCCGAGUUCAGUACUGGAAUUGACCAAUGCUGUAAGUUAUGAAAUGCAGUUAGAUUCUCACAAUGCAUCAUUUUGUUGCUUUAAAAAAUCAAGUUUUGUUUCUAUAAAGUAUGACUUAUUUACCUAUAUUAUAUGGUGUCAUAUGUUUUUUUUGCAUGUGUGUGCAAGUGAUCAUUAAACAUGUUGUAAAAUAUUAUAAUCUUACGUAAUUUUUUGCUCAACUUUUUAAGAAUAAUUCAUGUUUUAGUUUCAUUUCUUUUUUUUAACAUGUUAAGAACCGAAUUUUCAUUUAGUGAUGCCUAAUAUUGUAGUAAUAUUGCAAAAUCACAAAUUUUCUGCAUUUUCGUUAACUUAACUACUCCAAAGUACUUCGCAACAUAAAUAUUUUAUGUUGUUGAACUAAUUAGUGUUUAUCAACCUUUUUUUUUUUUUUUUUUUCACUUAUGGAACUGUUUAAAGCUUUUCUUCAAAUGCUUAUAAUUUUGAAUGGAAAAAUGAUACUGUUAUUAAAAAACUCCAAUGUUUGUUUUACUUUUCUUCUAUUUUCUUCAUUUUUGAAAUAUUGUCGGAAAUCUCUUGCAAUAAUUGUUUUGAAUUAAAUUUGUUCUAUUUUUAAUUAAACUGCCUUUUACUUCAAAUUUUCAAUUGUAAUUUCUCGUAAUGAAACUGAUCCUGUGAUAACAAAUGUCUAAGUAACUAUCUUUUAUAAAAUAAU